This is a messenger RNA of Exophiala bonariae, 1350 nucleotides long. RefSeq lists its product as uncharacterized. The transcript has a single exon. Bases 1 to 1350 code for a protein of 449 amino acids. The record is from RefSeq and is a predicted model, not a curated record. Gene Ontology annotation, molecular function: monooxygenase activity; FAD binding. NCBI's taxonomy places the organism in Eukaryota, Fungi, Ascomycota, Eurotiomycetes, Chaetothyriales, Herpotrichiellaceae.
AUGCCUGGAUUUACGAGCACUAGUGAGAAGACUGCAGUCGGACCUCACCUGAGACUUCGCAUCGUCAUAUGCGGUGCUGGACUGGGAGGGCUAGGAGCAGCCAUAGGGCUCGCCAGGAAAGGACACGAGGUGGUGGUACUGGAAGGUGCAUCCCAACUAUCAGAGGUUGGAGCCGGCAUCCAAAUUCCACCGAACAGUAUGCGUGUCCUAGAUGCCUAUGGACUGAGUAAAAGACUGCAGCAAUGGGUUGAAAGGCCGAGAAACAUUGCGUUGAGAAGAUAUGCGACUGGACAAAUUCUGGGUGUGACACCACUUCACCCGCGACUUACCGAGACAUACGGAUUUCCGUACCUGCUCAUUCACAGAGCCGAUUAUCAGCGAAUACUUCACGAAGAAGCAAAGUCCCUGGGCGUCGAGGUACAAAUGUCGACCCGUGUCGUUUCUGUCAACACCGAGGUGCCUCUUGUUACAACUGAAACCGGACAGGAAUUCGCCGCGGAUGUCAUUGUUGGGGCGGAUGGCAUAAGAUCGAGAGUUCGGGAGUCUGUCAUUCCAGAUCAAGUGAUAGAACCCAGCAGUUCCUCAAAUUGCGCAUUUCGAGCGACCGUGACGAGCGAUGAUAUGCUCUCAGAUCCUGAGGUGGCCCACCUUAUGUCAGAUGUCAAUGCGAACAGCUGGAUAGGCCAUAGGAGGCAUGUCAUGGCUUAUCCUAUCCGACAAGGCGCCAUGUAUAAUCUCGUCAUGUCACAUCCCGGCCAGGCGGCCCCUGGGAAAUGGAAUGAACCUGGUAAUCUCGACGAAAUGAAAGCAACAUAUGACGAUUUUGACCCUGUUCUUAAAAGGGUGCUGGGCAAGGUCAAGGGCUGUCUGAAAUGGAAACUGGCCGAUUUACCGCCUCUGACAAACUGGGUCAGCAAAUCUGGCCGAGUAGUGCUGAUUGGCGAUGCUGCUCAUGCCAUGGUACCCUACCUGGCACAAGGAGCAAGCAUGGCCAUCGAGGACGGUGCAGCACUUGCAGAAUGCCUGAGUCGUGUUCAAUCUCAGGACCAGAUCUCACAGUACCUCGGUUUAUUCGAGACGGUCAGGAAAUCUCGAUGUGAGCGCAUUCAAGAAUGUUCGAGACUCAAUGGAGAGCGUUGGCACAUGCCAGAUGGUCCUGAGCAGGAAGCGAGAGACAGAGCACUGGGAAAGGACCACAUGUCGGAAGAGGCUACAGCAACAAACGGAGAGGACUCCCAUCCAAAUCUGUGGUCAGACAAGGGCUUCCAACCAUGGUUAUUUGGCUACGAUGUGUUCACGGAGACGUCUCAAGCCCUCGAUAGGGCUGAGCAGAGCAAGUUUGGACAGUGA